Messenger RNA from Gastrolobium bilobum, 2938 nucleotides. RefSeq lists its product as uncharacterized. The record is from RefSeq and is a predicted model, not a curated record. Gene Ontology annotation, biological process: lipid metabolic process. The transcript has 15 exons. The coding region runs from base 143 to 2497 and encodes 784 amino acids. Lineage: Eukaryota; Viridiplantae; Streptophyta; Magnoliopsida; Fabales; Fabaceae.
AGAUGGCGUGGGAAGCUAAGCUAUAAUUGGUAAGAGCAGAAUCCUACGUUGUCCCGAGUAGAGGAGAGGAGAGGAGAGGAGAGGGGCCCAGCGAGCAGAAGGUGAAGGAGAAGGUGAUGAAUCCAUUGUCUUGGCGCGUGCGAUGGGCCUCUCAAACCUCAGAUCAGUCACUAUCGUUUUGGGAGUUUCCAACUUGUUGGUACUCCUCAUCGGUUCCUUUCUCAUUUUCCAAUCUUACCCUCUCUGUCCUUCCCGCUUCUUCCUCUUCCUUCCUUUUCUCGCCGUUUCUCUCUCCGCCUUUCUUAGGAUUCUAGUCAUGCUUCUAACCGGAAUUGCCCAAAAACAAGCCGCCCUCCUCAUUCUUGACGACACCUCCGACGACCCUCUUUCUCGCCUCCACAGACGGGUAAGGUAUAAGAAAUGGCUUCGGUGGAGUCGAUGUACCGUUGUGGUUGUAGUGCUCCAAUUUUUAUGUGCAACUUACCUUUUGUUCAAUUCUGCUGACUCUUCCUCCACAGCUACGACAUCUUCUCAUUGUGCUUUAGAAUCGAAAUGGAACUCUGACUGGGGCAAGCACAAGCUACUAUCAUUAUUCGUCAUCAUAGUGUGUUUCGUUGCUAUAGUGCAGUGCUUUGCAGGAUCCGAUGUUCUUAAUUGGAGAUCUUUCUAUCAAACCCAUGAUAAUGCUUGGAAAAGCCAUUAUAGAGAGAUGUUCGAUAAUGGCAUACGCGAGACCUUGUGUUGUCUUGGCCGGGUUAAAUACUUGAGUGCAUUGGAAGAAGAUGAAGUCUAUUCAGUUGCAAGAUUAUUGGGUGAUCUUGUUGCUUAUCGUGCUUCGGGAACUGGACAUAUGGAACUCUUGGCAGGUUUAGCUUUACUUCAAAACCAUGCAAAAUCUUCAGAAUCCUAUGAAGAAUCCACUGAAGCACCAGAGAUGCAAAUUAGGGAGGCUGCAGCUCUUCAUAAAUUUGCUGAAGCUGCAUACACAGGUCCAUUGCUUGAUGUCGGACGAAAUCCUUUCAUAUUUCCUUGUGCAUGGCUCUAUAGACAAGGAAUUUUAUCUCCUUGGACACGCAAUAGACGACCUGUAUUGGAUGGUGAUAACUGGUGGCGAGGUCAUGCUGCGGCAUUUCUAAAGUAUGUCAAUUUGCCUCCAGAAGUGCUUAGACAUGGACGAGUCAACCAGGUCAAGUGUCAAGCUGCAUACUUUAUUGUGGUUCUACAUCAUCUACAAACUGUUGUAAUUGCUAUACGUGGAACUGAAACCCCUGAGGACCUAAUAACCGAUGGGUUAUGCACAGAAUGCACCCUUUCUCCAGAAGACUUGGCUGGUUUGAUGAACUGCAACCACAUUCAUUCUGUUAUAAAGAAAAAUGUGACUUCAUCAUUCCCUCACUAUGGACAUUCAGGUAUAGUUGAGGCUGCACGAGAGAUUUUUAUGCAGAUUGAAGGAAAUCCUGAAGAGCAUGACUCUGAAUCCUAUGGACUUCUUUCUAAAUUACUGGGAGUUGGUUGCGAAUGCUUUGGAUAUAAUGUCCGCAUAGUUGGGCAUUCACUUGGAGGUGCUAUAGCUGCAUUGCUCGGACUGAAACUAUAUAACCGCUACCCUAAUCUGCAUGUUUACUCAUAUGGGCCCCUCCCAUGUCUGGAUUUAGUUGUUGCAAAUGCAUGUUCAGAAUUUGUGACAAGCAUUAUAUUUGGAAAUGAAUUUUCAUCUCGCCUUUCAAUUGGAUCGAUUAUGCGGCUAAGGGCAGCUGCAAUCACAUCACUAUCACAAGAUCCUAAAGCAGAUAGUGCCAUGAUUUUGAGACUUGCACGUCAGUUUCUAUUUUUAAGCAAAUAUCAGAGAAAUAAACGUGGGGCAGAGGAUGAAUCUGGUUAUUAUUCAGGGGUCACUGUCCAGGAAGAUCUGAGCCAUCAAAUCUGCAGAAGCCAGUCAGGCAGCAACGAACAAGAGGUUCAAGAAGUUUCAAUCUGGACUGAGACUAUUAAAAGUGAUGUUCUUGCUACAGCUGACCGUGGUGAAGAUACACAUCUUUUUGGUAGCGAGGGCAACAAUGAGCAUGAAGAAUUUUCACUCUGGACUGACACUAGGGCAAGGGACCAUGUUGUUGAAAUUGAUAAUGCCGAAUUUACAAAUCCUUUUGCUAUAGGUGUACAUUCAAUUGAUGAUCCUGUGUCUCAGUUUAUAGAUACUGUUCCAAACUCUGAAAAUAAGGCCGCUGGUGAUCCCCCAGAGAUGUAUCUGCCAGGACUUGUAAUUCAUAUUGUACUGGAGCAGAGAAGACCUCAAACUGAUCUUAAGACAUCUUGGAGAACACUGGAGAGGGGAAAAUGUUAUAGAGCUUACGUGGCAAACCGGGAAAGCUUCAAAGAUUUUAUUGUUUCACCAUCCAUGUUCCUUGACCAUCUCCCUUGGAGAUGUCAUGAUGCCUUGCAAAAGAUAUUCAAAGCUCAAACUAGUAAAGAUCAAGUAAUGGAACCUCACAUCAUCUGAUCUGUAAUUGGACAAAUCUAAUGCUUACUCUGGCAUUGAAAGCGACAAGAACUGGAUUAGUUUUUGCUCCGGGUUCUUUGUAUGGUGAUGCUUUUGAGUGAGAUCAAGAUCUAUAACAAGGAAUGAGCCUUUUGAGUUUUGAGUCUCUCCUUCGAAGAUUAGAUUACCGUUUAAGGAAAGUGUAUGUGCUUUUUCAUAUCAUGUUAAUUCAUACAUGCUUUCUCAGUUUACUUAUAUUGUAAAUAAUCUUCCUCUUCCAGGUGAUCUUAACAUUAAGGGUGCGGAUCCAGAAUCAUUUUUUUUUUUUUUUAAUUUUUGUUUUCGGGAAUAGAAAUGGAUAGAAAUAGUGAUUGACAAAAUCGGUCUAUUUUUUUUGUUCUCGAGAACGAACCGAUUUAAUUUCUGUGCUAGGGAACAGGAAAAAGAAUAAUUGUUUUUUUG